Molecule: messenger RNA, 285 nt
Organism: Neomonachus schauinslandi (Hawaiian monk seal)
Lineage: Eukaryota; Metazoa; Chordata; Mammalia; Carnivora; Phocidae
Product: 40S ribosomal protein S21-like
Exons: 1
Coding region: 1-285 (94 amino acids)
Biological process (GO): endonucleolytic cleavage to generate mature 3'-end of SSU-rRNA from (SSU-rRNA, 5.8S rRNA, LSU-rRNA); translation; endonucleolytic cleavage in ITS1 to separate SSU-rRNA from 5.8S rRNA and LSU-rRNA from tricistronic rRNA transcript (SSU-rRNA, 5.8S rRNA, LSU-rRNA)
Cellular component (GO): ribosome; cytosolic small ribosomal subunit
Molecular function (GO): structural constituent of ribosome
Source: RefSeq, a predicted model, not a curated record
AUGCAGAAUGACACCCAUGAGCUCAUGCACCUGUACCUGCCAUGGAAACGCUCCCCCAGCAACCGCAUCAUCCACACCAAGGACCACGCAUCCAUCCAGAUGAAUGUGGCUGAGGUUGACCAGGUGAUAGGCAGGUUCAAUGGCCAGUUUAAAACCUCUACUAUCUGUGGGGCCAUUCGCAAGAUAGGUGAGUCAAAUGACUCCAUCCUCCGACUGGCUAAGGCCCAUGGCAUCAUUUCAAAGGACUGGAGAGGAUCACGGAUGUGGGAUAGUUGUCAUAAAUAA